UCAACUCCUUUGUCUUUCAACUCUCUCUCCAAAAAACCACUUCCAAAGACACACAAACAAACUGGUUUUCAACCGUCCGAUCACUUACUAAUGGCUGACGUGGCAGAAAGCGAGCGGAGGAUCCUCGUGGCCGUCGAUGAAGGAGAGGAGAGCAUGCAUGCUCUCUCUUGGUGCCUCAAGAACGUUGUUUCUCAGAAUUCCAAAGAUACCCUUAUCCUACUCUACGCCAAGCCCCCGAGAGCUGUGUACACGGCUCUAGAUGGCACAGGUAGGAGAGAGGAUCCAUCAGGGUAUUUGUUUUCCUCGGAUAUUUUGGCGGCGAUGGAGAAGUACGGCGCUGAGGUGGCGGCCUGCGUGAUCGAGAAGGCCAAGAAGAUGUGCAAAGACCUUCAGCAGGAUGUUAAGGUGGAGACGCGAGUAGAGAACGGUGAUCCGAGGGAUGUGAUUUGCCAGAUGGCAGAGCAGCUUGGUGCUGACGUGUUGGUCAUGGGAAGCCAUGGCUAUGGUCUCAUCAAAAGGGCAUUCCUCGGGAGUGUGAGCAACCACUGUGCACAGAAUGUGAAGUGUCCUGUGUUGAUUGUGAAGAAGCCAAAAACAAAUGCUUUCAGCAAAUGACUUUGUUAUCCUCUUCUCUCUUUUUUUCGGCCUCUAUAUUUUUGUUUUGGUGGUGAAUUUUUCUGUCGGUAUGUGACUGAUGCUGUAACUAUUUAUAUUUUAAUUGAGCUAAGCAGUGAGAAUUUUAUGGUAUAAAUCA
This is a messenger RNA of Prunus persica (peach), 754 nucleotides long. Its product is annotated as universal stress protein A-like protein. The record is from RefSeq and is a predicted model, not a curated record. Bases 91 to 615 code for a protein of 174 amino acids. The transcript has 4 exons. Lineage: Eukaryota; Viridiplantae; Streptophyta; Magnoliopsida; Rosales; Rosaceae.